AUGACGGCCUUCCUCUACUCCGUGGGCUUUGGCCCUUGGGCCCUGGCCGGGAGCCGACUAUUGCCUUGGGUCUGGCGCGCCCUGCAUACGUCCUCCGCCUGCGCCAAGAACAGGGCAGCUCGAGUCCGUGUGGGCAAGGGGGACAAGCCAGUGACUUACGAAGAAGCGCACGCUCCACACCACAUCGCGCACCGCAAGGGUUGGCUGUCGCUGCACACAGGAAACCUAGACGGAGAGAAACACACCGCAGAGCGAACAGUGGAGGAUGUCUUCCUUCGAAAGUUUCUAAUGGGAACCUUCCCUGGUUGCUUAGCUGACCAGCUGAUCCUAAAGCGCCGAGCUAACCAGGUGGAGAUCUGUGCCCUAGUGCUGAGGAACCUGCCUGUGCACAAGUUUUACUUUCUUGUAGGCUACAGUGAAACCCUCCUUUCCCACUUUUACAAAUGUCCUGUCCGUUUGCAUCUCCAAACCGUGCCCUCGAAGAUAGUGUAUAAGUACAUCUAG
Messenger RNA from Elephantulus edwardii (Cape elephant shrew), 504 nucleotides. RefSeq names its product mitochondrial ribosomal protein S24 (gene MRPS24). Gene Ontology annotation, biological process: translation. NCBI's taxonomy places the organism in Eukaryota, Metazoa, Chordata, Mammalia, Macroscelidea, Macroscelididae. The transcript has 4 exons. Gene Ontology annotation, cellular component: mitochondrion. The record is from RefSeq and is a predicted model, not a curated record. The coding region runs from base 1 to 504 and encodes 167 amino acids.